AUGGCGCGCAAGACGACGCUAGAAGAGCAGAUGCGCAGCAGCUGGCUACCUUUUGUGAGGGGGCACACAGCUACCUGCUACACCUUACUGCUCUAUCUUAGUCUGUCUGGGCCACGUGUCAACGUACUCAAGGCACGUGUCUUAGGGUCCCGUUCGUCUGCCCGUCGUAAAUCUUUACGGUUGGCCGCUGACAGCAAACAGCUUCCAGCUGCCAACGGUCUUCAGGCAUCUGGAUCGAUAUGCAAACGACAUUCCAAAACUCAAGCUAAUUUAUCCAUUAGACAUUCUCAAGAAUUCACAGCAAUGCCCAGGUUAUUUCCUGGUGUAGAUCAACUUCAGAAGUGGAAUGUUAGCCGAGAAGCCAAAAAGUUAUUAGAAACCGACAAACUGUUGUUCCCCUUGCUGGUAUCUAUGACAGCUGCCUAA
Messenger RNA from Nezara viridula (southern green stink bug), 426 nucleotides. Lineage: Eukaryota; Metazoa; Arthropoda; Insecta; Hemiptera; Pentatomidae. The record is from the annotation of a GenBank genome assembly.